Molecule: messenger RNA, 1836 nt
Organism: Aspergillus wentii DTO 134E9
Lineage: Eukaryota; Fungi; Ascomycota; Eurotiomycetes; Eurotiales; Aspergillaceae
Product: fungal specific transcription factor domain-containing protein
Exons: 4
Coding region: 1-1836 (611 amino acids)
Source: RefSeq, a predicted model, not a curated record
AUGAGAGACCGAGAAGAUGAAGCAAGAUCUGUUGCGACAAGUGCAGAGGUUUCCAGAGAUCUGGCGAUUCCCUCCGUGCAGUAUCCCAACCCGGGCUAUUUAGGUUCUUCCAGCCAUACGACACUCUUCGACCAGCUACGGCUUCAACGGGAUACAGAAGGUGCUUCGAGUCGAGAGACGGAACCUAGCCCCAGUGUCCAGACCGACCAUGCGGUUGAUGACACCUGCAUCUCCAGGGGCGCAGAGCUCAUCCUCGAACUGCACCGCGUAUCGACGAUGCAGCCAUUCGCCCUCCUCUUCAAGAAAUGGGUGGCCACAGGAACCAAUCUCGCGUUGGCCGGCCCCUUUACCGGCCCUUGUGCAUCCGCCGUGGCCCACACUCUGUCCCGAUGCGACGGAGCACUCGCAUCCGCAGCGGCCAUUAGCAGAAACCUCUUUGCCCGUUCCCGUUGCCCUAUAUCCGUCAGUCCCGAAACCACAUUCGAUGAAUACUGCGCUCACUUUGCUGGACAAAACGCUCGAUGGGAAACGGUAGGCCUAUUCUUCACUGCUGUUUGUCGAGCCUCUGUAGACUUGGCCUAUGCAGAACCGCUGUAUGGCUCGGAGCAACAACGUCGUAAGAUUCAAAAACUGACCCUCUCGUACUCGGACCGAUGUUUGGAUCUCUGUCUACCGCUGGACUGUAUGAAUGAUCUACAGCUUGUUCUCCAGUAUGAGAAUUUCAUCUCUCACUCGCAGGUGGACGGGGAUCAGAGCUAUCUCUCGUGGCGCAAACUGGGAGACGUCGCAGCCUCCCUUUUCGCUCUGGGCUACCACCAACAACAAACCGAAUCCUUCAGCGCGGCCCCUCCCUUCCUUCGUGACCUUCGCCAAACCGCCUUUUGUCGGACGUAUUCGGCGGAUAAAAAUGUGUCGAUCUUUCUCGGCAGGCCACCUCGCAUCGUUCGCAAGUUCUGUCACUUUUGUCUUCCCGGGAACCAUGUCCAGCCCGCCCAGCAAGCUACCCGUAAGCCAGCUGCCUGGGAUCCUGCUGAAAAGCCGGAUUUCAUCUCGGACUCGCGGUGGGCUGGUCUCUGCGCGAUCUUGAAGGAGGAUAUAUUGGAUCUGUUCGCCGAGGAGAACUCGGAGGAAAGGGUCCGACGGGCACGGCUCAUAGAGACCGAUGCUCAUGCUCAAUGGACUGCUGUCCCCCAAAGCUAUCGCCUCGAGGGCAGUCUCAAGGCCUGUGACCGGCGACCAGUGGAGCGCGACUUCAUGGUCAAUAUGAAGCUCAAUUAUCUCCACGUCCAAUUCCUUCUGCGGCUGGCUUUGGUCCGCCCGAUGAUCACCGACCCCGACCCGGAAUUGUUCACGAUUUCCAUGGACAUGCUUAGCCUUGUCAUCGAGACGAUUAUGCUCAAGGAGCAGAUGAUCAAUUCUGGCACAUCACUAGUCUGGAAGGUCGCAUACUACGGCUUGUCAGCGGCGGGGCUGAUCUCCCUCACUCUUGUAAACCAAUCCUUCGCCACAGACACCCUCCAGACGAGCAUGUCCAAGGUAUUCCAGGACCUGAGCAUUCUCGUGGGAGAGAUUGAACGUGGCACGUUGGUUUAUAUUGACUCGCCGAAUUAUGCCCUGCUGGCUCGUGCCACUCAAACCAUCAAGAGUCUUCUCGACCGCAUGAUGUUCCCUCCACACAACAUGACAACAGCUUCAGGCCAUCAACCAGCUCUGGUAGAGUCCGAGCAGAUGGCCCCCUGGGAUGAUGGAACUUGGGGUCUAUGCGACCACUAUCUCCAGGAUUUUGAAAUCAACUUCUGGCAUAAUCUUGCUAGCCAUCCUUUUCUUAAUCAUUGA